AUGGAAACCGAGAGCGACGUCGCCACGGACGACGAGAUCGCGUCGCUUCGCGCCGUCGUCUUCGCGAGCGACGCGGAGGGCGACGCGACGACGACGACGGAGAGUUCAACCGCGACCGCGAUCAAAAACAAAGAACUCGCUAUCGAACGACUUGGAAACGCGUACGCGUCGCGAGACGACGCGAACGCGUUCAAGACGCUGUUUAGCGAGCUGAGACCGAUGCUGGCGAAGGCGCCAAAGGCGAAGACGGCGAAAAUCGUGCGGGGAUUGAUUGAAAUCAUGGGAAGGAUUCGAGGACACGACGCGAUGCAGGUGGAGCUGUGCAGAGAGCACGUCGAGUGGGCGCGAGCGGAACGACGGACGUUUUUGAGACAUCGCGUUGAAUUGCGAUUGGCGACGUUGCAUCUGACGAUGCGGGAUUAUCCGGAGGCGUUGCGCGUCGUCGGCGCGCUCGCGCGCGAGGUGAAAAAGUUGGACGACAAGUUGUUGCUCGUAGACAUUCACUUGCUCGAAUCGAGGAUACACUACGCGUUGCGUAACUUGCCGAAGAGUAAGGCGGCGCUGACGGCGGCGAGGACGAAUGCGAACGCGAUUUACGUGCCGCCGAGCGUGCAGUGUCAAAUCGACGCGCAGAGCGGCAUUUUACACGCCGACGAGAAGGAUUACAAGACGGCGUACUCUUAUUUUUUCGAAGCGUUCGAGCAGUUAAAUUCGUUAGACGAGAAAUCUUCCGCGGUGACGGCGCUCAAGUACAUGCUGAUGUGCAAGAUUAUGUGCGGCCAGGCGGAGGACGUGAGCACGCUCAUCUCUAGCAAGGGCGGUUUGCAGCACCAAGGCGAAGCCUUGGACGCGAUGAAGGCGGUGAGCGAGGCGUACAAGGCGCGCUCGUUGAAGGAUUUACAGAACGUUUUGCGCGGAUACAGUGCCCAACUUGGUGACGACCCCAUCAUAGCUGCGCACCUGGGCAGCUUGCAAGACUCCUUGAUGGAGGAAAACUUGAAGCGUCUCAUUGAGCCCUUCUCGCGAGUCGAAAUCGCCCACGUCGCCGACUUGAUCGAGCUUCCCAUCGCUGAAGUCGAGAUGAAACUUUCGCAAAUGAUCUUAGACCGAAAAUUCGAAGGCAUUCUCGACCAAGGUACGGGUUGCCUCAUCGUCUACGACGACCCGAGCGCCGAGACGAUGUACAAAGCCGCCCUCGACGUCGUUCAAAACGUCGGCAAAGUCGUCGAUUCACUCACUGUCAAGUCUUCCAAAAUUGUCGCUUAG
Molecule: messenger RNA, 1266 nt
Organism: Ostreococcus lucimarinus CCE9901
Lineage: Eukaryota; Viridiplantae; Chlorophyta; Mamiellophyceae; Mamiellales; Bathycoccaceae
Exons: 1
Coding region: 1-1266 (421 amino acids)
Biological process (GO): ubiquitin-dependent protein catabolic process
Cellular component (GO): proteasome regulatory particle, lid subcomplex
Molecular function (GO): structural molecule activity
Source: RefSeq, a predicted model, not a curated record